This is a messenger RNA of Ostrinia furnacalis (Asian corn borer), 4152 nucleotides long. Its product is annotated as myogenesis-regulating glycosidase. Bases 358 to 3258 code for a protein of 966 amino acids. Gene Ontology annotation, molecular function: hydrolase activity, hydrolyzing O-glycosyl compounds. The record is from RefSeq and is a predicted model, not a curated record. Gene Ontology annotation, biological process: carbohydrate metabolic process. NCBI's taxonomy places the organism in Eukaryota, Metazoa, Arthropoda, Insecta, Lepidoptera, Crambidae. The transcript is spliced from 10 exons.
AGAGUGGCACGUUGACUAGCGCUGCCCGCGGGUUCGCUUGUGUUUUAGUGUUCACGGAACAUUGACGUUAUAGUACAUUUAGAACGACUUUUUAAACGUGUUCCGAUGAAUUAAUUCUCAACUAGCGGCAAAGAGUAGACCUCAGAAGUUGUAAUAUUUGCUGGAUCAUCUUAGAUCCAAGAUGAAUCUGGAGUGUGGCGGGUGUGCGAGCGAGGACGUCAAGUGCUUCUGGCUGGUGUUCCAUCUGGACUACUUGAUAUACGCCGUCCUGGUGCUCAUCUUCAUUGGACUCUUCGUCUACUUUAUGAUUCACUGAUAUGGGGCUGGCGCGAGUUCAAGGCUACUAUGAAAUAGGAGAUGGAAGACGGACACCACAAUGACCCAUUCAAAGAGUUCGCUAAAGGCCUCAACUCACCUGAAAUCAAAUCGAACGCUAGCAUACCAUUUGCCGACGACUUUGUAGAACUAGACCACGUUCAGAAUGAAACCGUCCGGCCGCAAAGACUUAAAGACCUCGAGAAAGGUCCAGAGCACAGAGAUGGGAAAAUCCAUGCGGCAGAUUUGGGAGCCAUAUGCUCGCCUAAUAGCGAUACCAUAGUACUGGAUACUCCUGAAGGAACUCUGUACAUAACACUGGACCCCGAAUCAGCAAAGUCAAGUAGAGCAAGUCCGACUAGUCCAAGCACUCAGUCUACGGACUUGACUGAUAGUUUAGCCAGUCCGAGCACUUCGAAAGCAGUUGGAGAUGAAUCGAGGGUGUUAAUAGAGAAUGAAAGGGAUGCGGAGCAGAGAAGAGCGAACUUGCGGAGGAAUUCAAUUUCGAUGCCGACUCUACAGAACCUGGAGCAGGAGGUUUUGAGACAACAGUACAUGCAGAAUCCGCAAGAUGAGAUUCCCGAGCACCACCAGAGCUCGGCGUCGGGCUUCAGUGACGGUGAACCCACCUCCGGAGACAACAAUGAGGCUCUCACCGAUGACAAUGCCACCAAAGUUCCCCUACGCUCGCCGAGGCGGCCGCGCCGACUCCGCUCGGAGUUCAGCAUGGACGACGACGACUACUCGCCCAGCAACUCCGUCACGUCCGUCAACUCGCUCGCCAGCCUGCUGCGGGAGAAGCUGCAGAGCAUUCCCCAAAAGAUCCGCAAGAAGCCGACAGACUACAAGCUGCGUGCCUUCGUGGGUCUGAUGUUCUUAGCCGUGGCCUUCUUCGUGGGAUUCGCAUAUGUGCUGUACCACCAGCAAGCGCUCACCAAGGCGUACUUUACUAGUGUACAGUUCAAUGAACCGAAGCGGCUGGUCAGGAUCUUUAACAGCGAUGAGGUGGAGAUACUGAAGGCUAGGUUGGCGGUGAGCAUUCCCGGCAAAGGCGAGGUGUAUCCGUGCCUGCCGGAGCACCACCGCAGCGACGGCUCCGUAUGCCUCGAGUGGUUAAGACACCUGCGUUUGUACCUUAGAAGCUUUCCUCAUGACCCAGCUGUUGAUAACACCACCUGCUACGAGGUCUACUGGAAGUCUUUGAGCCAUGAUGUUUCCCCCAACGACUGUUUCGAUUGGAGCGACACCAAAGUGCACUGGUAUGGCGGAGGACAGUCCAUCAACGUUACUUGGCCCCUAAACAAUGGUUCUAUUAACUACACCCCUUUCGUCACCGGAGACAUUCACAAGGCACAGUGGGGUAAUGUGCUGACUAGGUACUUAAUCAACUCCAAAGGAGCAGCCCUCAUCAUUGAUGAAGAAACCCCGCUGUACGUUUCUGUUAAUGCGAAAUCCAAAGAAAUAUGUCUCAAAGCUAAAUAUGAUGAGUUUGCUUACGCGAACAAAUUAACAGAUUACGCUGAAAUGAAAUAUAACAUCUGUACCUCGAAAGACAUGAAGUCCCUACAUUCAUCAAUCCAUAGCCACAGAAGUGCUCCGCUGUGGGACGGCCUAAAGCCUGCCGAUAUGCAGACUCUAGAGUUUCUGAUCUCUGAACCGGUAUGGCAAAUUGCACCACGAUUUAAGCAUGAACUUCAAGUUGAAACCAUCUCGAAAUAUACAGAGGACGUCAUAAAUUUAGGAUUUUUAAAACAAGGGCACGUGCUCAUCAACGAAUUUUGGCAAAACGAAAUCGGUGAUCUGGCUGUAGAUACGAGCAGAUUUGAAACUUUAAACACUACAGUAGAUAAACUGCACAGACGAGGUUUUAAAGUUGCAUUUACUGUGCAGCCUUUUAUAAGCACUGAGAGUGUGAACUUUGCGGAAUGUGUUCAAAAGAGAUUGCUAAUUAGUGAAAGAAAUAGCGACAGAAGAAUACCAGCACUAACGAGAUUCAAGUCAUUGGCUAGUGCUGCUGUCUUGGACAUAACGAAUGAAAGAUCAGUGCCAUGGAUUUUGAACAAAUUGCAAACUGUGAUCGACAAAUACCACAUAGAUUCCUUUUAUUUCGAUCUCGGGUUAGCGUACGAUUUACCUCAUUAUUAUCAGUGCGAAAAGAAGUUAGUCAAUCCGGACCAAUAUAAAACACACUUCACAAAGACUUUUGAGAAAACUUUGAGUGUGAUAGGGGUGUCAUCGGCGGUGUCUUUGCCGAGACCGCCGAUAUUUGUAUCACUGCCGCCUUUAGAAUCUACAUGGGAAGCGUUACGGCUGGUCAUCCCUACAAUGCUCACCUACGGGAUUAAUGGAUUCCCGUUUAUUAUGCCAGGGGCUGUAGGCGGAGACAUUUACUGGCCAGGUAGCGAGCAGUUCCUGCCUUCUCCAAAGGGGUCGAUAGAUUUGAACAUAACAAACAGCACCCAAGACAAUGGCAUCGCUCUGCCGGAGAGAGAGUUGUACAUGCGAUGGCUGCAGAUGGCCACGUUCUUGCCAGUGAUGAAGUUCACGCACUUGCCGAGCAAAUACAACGACGAACGCGUUUUGGAAAUGGCGAAGAAUUUGACGUCAUUACGGCAGAAAUUGGUCACGCCCCUUCUAUUGAAGUACAAGCGAGAGGCACUAGAAGAGGGCCUGCCUCUGAUCCGUCCUUUAUGGCUGGUGGCCGGUGGAGACGCCGCGCUCCUGGUUCAAGACGAGUUCGCUAUUGGAGACGAGAUCGUCGUGGCACCAGUACUGCAUCAGGGACAGACUACUAGAGAAGUGUACCUUCCAGCUGGACUGUGGCAGGACGGAAUCGACGGAUCGCUGCGGAAAGGCAACCGCUGGAUGCACGAGUAUAGAGUGCCAAUCGACCGAGUUGCGUACUUCAUCAGGAAACCCGACGAUUUGAGGUUCAGAAGAUAGUACACUAUCGUUGGUCCACUGACGGACGUUAUAUCCUGAACUAUGUUACGGCUUUGGUUUAGCUGUGGCGAGAUAUAAUUUUUUUAUCGAUAUCGAUAUGGCCUCGACUACUUUCUUCUCUCUUUUUACUUCUGAGUAACAUUUAUCAAUAGUAGACUAGUUGAGACGAGUUAUUGUUAAGCUCAGAUGUGACUAUCCCAGUGCCAUUCCAACUUUAUUGUUAUCAUUCCAUUGAUAUUGGUCUAUUCUUAUCACUAAUAUUUGACAUAAAGAUUCGUGCUCUAACAGGAGUAGGAAGAUAAUUAAUAAAUAACAAAAGAGUACAAAGUGAUAAAUACAAAUAGUAAAAAGUAAGAUAAAAUAUUAUAACUUGAAAUGCAAAUUAUAAAAUAAGUGAUAAAAACCAACUUUAUAAUUUAAAUUAGGUAAUAAAGAAACGAUAGAGUUGCCAAAAUCUAUCAAUUCUGAUGGUUUUAAGAAAAAAAUAAACCGUUUCUUUUUUGUAGUAGUAAUGAAAAUGAAUGGUGACGCAUAUUAUUAUAAGAAUUAAGUGAUGAAUAGAGUAGGUUUUGUUGCGACCGUGAAAAUAGGUAGCAAUCAGUGUAAACUUGUAAGAAAUACCAAAAACUUAGAAAUGAAAAAUGUUGAUAGCGCAAAUCUAAAACUUGUGCUUUUAAUUUAGAAAUUUUACUAUCGCAGUGGUUCUAAUUUUGCGCACUAAUAACUUAAUUUUGUUUAUUACAAAUAUUUUUAAAAUUAGGGAUACAAAACAAUUGGUAAGUGACACAAAUACAGUGAGUCUCAGAUUUUAUAACCCUGCGCAUGUAAACGUUUUAAACACCGAUUAUUUAAGUUUAACGAGCAUCGUUAAUACACAAUCUAGUCCUUAAUAAA